CGCCAGGAAGCAGUCGGGCGCCGUGCCUCUCGGAGCUAUGCCUGUCCCAGACCAGCCUCCAUCAGCCUCCGAGAAGACCAGCUCUCUGAGCCCCGGCUUAAACACUUCCAACGGGGAUGGCUCUGAAACGGAAACCACCUCAGCCAUCCUUGCUUCAGUCAAAGAACAGGAAUUACAGUUUGAAAGGCUGACCCGAGAGCUGGAGGCCGAACGCCAGAUCGUAGCCAGCCAGCUGGAGCGAUGCAAGCUUGGAUCGGAGGCAGGCAGCAUGAACAGCAUCAGUUCAGCAGAAGAGCAGUUUCAUUGGCAGUCACAAGAUGGUCAAAAAGAUAUUGAAGAUGAGCUGACCACAGGCUUGGAGCUGGUGGAUUCCUGCAUUCGGUCACUACAGGAGUCAGGAAUACUUGACCCACAGGAUUAUGCGACAGGUGAAAGGCCCAGCCUGCUCUCCCAGAGUGCACUUCAGCUCAAUUCCAAACCUGAAGGGUCUUUCCAGUAUCCGGCCAGCUACCAUAGCAACCAGACUUUGGCCCUGGGUGACACAACCCCCUCCCAGCUCCCACCCCGCAGCGGCGCUCAAGCCCGGGCUGCCGGCCAGAGCUUCAGCCAGUCUUCAUUUAGGCCAUGUCACAGGUAUAAAUACAACAUCAGCUCACUUCUGCCAGAGGCCGGUGUGUUCGUUGUUGGAAUGUUAGAACCUUCUGUGCGGUCCCACUGGGCAAAUGCGAAGGGCGAGGGAGAGGAGACUGUGCGAAGCUUUGAAGACCACUGGAGGAAGCCAGAGGCUCACCCAGUGGAGGUGCCGCUGCAUGACCAGAAGUCCCAGUGGACUGAAAGAGAAAGCACAUGCAAAGGUUAUCCAAGACUUUCCUCAGACAUAGGUCAUUCCUAUAUUUCAUAUCAGAAGGAGUACUGA
Fukomys damarensis (Damara mole-rat) is the source of this 916-nucleotide messenger RNA. RefSeq names its product catenin delta-2. The transcript is spliced from 8 exons. The record is from RefSeq and is a predicted model, not a curated record. The coding region runs from base 38 to 916 and encodes 292 amino acids. NCBI's taxonomy places the organism in Eukaryota, Metazoa, Chordata, Mammalia, Rodentia, Bathyergidae.